AUGACACCAGCUAUUCUUGGUGCAGAUGUGGAUGGUCUAAAUGGCUUUCAUCCUGCAACAUCCAAGGUCAAUCUUGACUCGACCGAAAGAAUCCCAAAUGGCCACCAUCCCUCAAUUUCCACGACAAUCCCGUUCAGAGAUAUCACUACCAAUGAUCACCCAGCGGCCUUCGAACCCGACACAUGUAAUGGGAACCGUCACCAUCUCUCGGCACCCGCAAACGGUCUUUCAAAAGAACCCACACGCGAUCAUGAACAAGCAGACUCUGAUAUCUCAGACUGUUACCGCCCUGCGGCAUCUGCUACAAGCACUUCUAUUAAUCCCACAGACGACGCCCAUCAAACGGAUUCUGACAUCGCAAACGGUAACAUCUUUGAGAAGAUGCAGAACAGAAAAGUGGAUCUCGGCCCUCAUGCCAGCAUCGUUGUGCGAGAGUGGAAGCUCUUGCGGAACUCAGUCACUAAUGUGACGCCCACGUAUGUUGAUACCGACUAUCUUGGGGUUGCCAAAAUCACUGCAGUCUCAAAGCAUGGCAUGAAUGUAAAGCUUAAAGACAAAGCUGCCGCUACAAAGCGUGUCAACGAGAGCGUAGAAUUCCUGGCUCAACGCCUUGCGGAUGGUCGUUCUCUCUAUGGCAUCACAACCGGCUUUGGCGGCAGUGCUGACCUUCGAACCCUCAAGGUUAUGGACUUACAGCGGGCACUAAUUCAGCAUCAACACAGCGGUAUUCUCCCAGUCGAGAAAAAGGCCGGAUCGAUCCACCUCACCUUGGGCAAAGCGCCGGGCGUCAAUUUCAUGCCCGAAGAAUGGGUUCGAGGUACCAUGCUCGUUCGCUGCAAGUCACUCCUCGCUGCCCAUUCAGCAGUGCGCUUCGAGAUCAUCGAACUAAUUAUAUCAUUGCUCAAUAACGACAUGAUACCUUUGGUUCCUUUGCGUGGCUCUAUUUCUGCAUCCGGGGAUCUUCAGCCGCUGUCUUAUAUCGCCGGAGUACUGGAAGGUAAUCCAGAUUGCUAUGUCUGGACAAAUGAUGGUAAUUUAGGCCGGAUUAUUAUCCCAGCAGACGUGGCACUCGAACAUCUAGUGCAGAAAUCCAUCACUUUUGGACCGAAGGAAGCUCUUGCAGUCUUGAACGGAACCGCUGUAUCCACCGCAGUGGCAGCACUGGCGAUGCAGGAGUCACAUACUCUUUAG
This is a messenger RNA of Letharia columbiana, 1191 nucleotides long. RefSeq lists its product as uncharacterized. NCBI's taxonomy places the organism in Eukaryota, Fungi, Ascomycota, Lecanoromycetes, Lecanorales, Parmeliaceae. The transcript is spliced from 3 exons. The record is from RefSeq and is a predicted model, not a curated record. Bases 1 to 1191 code for a protein of 396 amino acids. Gene Ontology annotation, molecular function: ammonia-lyase activity.